This is a messenger RNA of Prorocentrum cordatum, 471 nucleotides long. NCBI's taxonomy places the organism in Eukaryota, Dinophyceae, Prorocentrales, Prorocentraceae. The record is from the annotation of a GenBank genome assembly.
GUAGUCAGCACGUCGGUGGCAAAUCUGAUCAGACACUCGGACGUGCUGCCGCUGGUGUGCGAGAACGGCCCGAAGUUGUGGAUCGACGGGUCGAACGUGCAGAUCCCCAAGUGCGUGGACUACUGCGCAGCGUGGUCCAUGAAGACGGCGACGCAGCAGCCAGCUGCGACGGAGAUGGUGGCGCCGAAGAAAAAGGCCAAGAAGGACGAGAAGACCGUCACGCACGAGUUCGGCAGCGUGGAGCUCCCAGUGCAGGUGACCGCGGUGAGCGGCCCCAAGACGUUCAAGUACAAGGUGCCCGUGCUGAAGGGCGUGGGCUCGGAGCCAGCGCUGAGCCACGUCGGCGAGUGCUGCAAGCCCGAGUUCACGGACUGGGGCGACGAGGAUAGCGACGCCGAGGACGGCGGCAAGCAGGACAUCGGAUGGAAAGCCAUUGAUGCAGACCCGACGGUCUGUGCUGAGUCGGCCAAC